Pangasianodon hypophthalmus (striped catfish) is the source of this 2763-nucleotide messenger RNA. RefSeq names its product FGGY carbohydrate kinase domain containing (gene fggy). The transcript has 17 exons. The coding region runs from base 152 to 2008 and encodes 618 amino acids. Gene Ontology annotation, molecular function: kinase activity; phosphotransferase activity, alcohol group as acceptor. Gene Ontology annotation, biological process: carbohydrate metabolic process. Lineage: Eukaryota; Metazoa; Chordata; Actinopteri; Siluriformes; Pangasiidae. The record is from RefSeq and is a predicted model, not a curated record.
CUGGCCGUGGCUCAGUGACGUCAGCGCGUUGUGUUUUUCUGCUUCGCGGUUCGGUCCCUCUCUCUCGCCGUAGAUCGAAGUCUGUACACUUUACUGCUGCUGUUUGGGUUUUGUGCUUUAAAAUCAGCGCGUCUCAUUUCCGGACAGUUAAAUGACAAGCUGUUCGUCAGUAAACGAUUGGUGCUAUGUGGGCGUGGACGUGGGCAGCGGCAGCGUUCGAGCCGCGCUGGUUUCCCGCGACGGCCGUGUUACAGCCACAGCCGAGGAGCCCAUACACAUCUGGCAGCCUCAGAAAGACUAUUACGAACAAUCUUCAGACGACAUCUGGAGGAAAUGCUGCAGCACAGUGAAGAAAGUGACGGAAGGCAUCAUGAAGGAGCGUGUGAGAGGGAUCGGGUUCGAUGCCACGUGCUCGUUGGUGGUUCUGGACCAGAACUUUCAGCCCGUAGCUGUUAAUAAAGAUGGUGUCAAGGAGAGGAACGUGGUGAUGUGGAUGGACCACAGAGCAAUGGAGCAAGCGGCUCGCAUCACAGCCACGGCUCACCGAGUCCUGAGCGCCGUCGGCGGCGUGAUGUCUCCCGAAAUGCAGCCGCCCAAGUUACUGUGGCUGAAAGAGAAUCUGAGGAAAAGCUGCUGGAAGGAAGCCGCACACUUCUUCGACCUGCCAGACUAUUUGUCCUGGAAGGCAACAGGUUCGUUAGUAAGAUCACUGUGCACUGUGGUGUGUAAGUGGACUUAUUCUCCGCUAGACGGCUGGGACGACAGUUUCUGGACCACCGUCGGUCUCGAGGACUUGAUUGAGGACAAUCAUUCAAAAAUCGGAGAGCGGACGUGUUGUCCCGGCAGCCCGGUCGGAGGAGGACUGACUCCGGAGGCAGCUGCAGAUUUAGGUCUGGAGCCGGAAACACCUGUGGGAGCGUCUCUGAUCGAUGCCCACGCAGGAGGACUGGGUGUUAUUGGAGCGGAUGUAAGCGGCCAUCACCUGCCGUGUGAAAAUCAGCCAAUCACAUCACGCAUUGCUCUGAUCUGUGGAACAUCGUCCUGUCACAUGGCUGUGAGCCAGAAGCCUCUGUUUGUUCCAGGUGUGUGGGGUCCGUACCUGUCCGCCAUGGUACCAGACCUGUGGCUAAAUGAAGGCGGUCAGAGCGCUACAGGACAACUGAUUGAUCAUGUGGUGACAGGACACGCUGCUUUCUCUCAGUUAAAAGAGCGAGCAGAGAAAAGUGGAGUGAAUAUUUACUCUUUCCUGAACGGCUAUCUGAAGGAAAUGGCCAAAGACCUGAAGGACCUGGACGAACUGACCGCCGGCCUGCACGUGUGGCCCGAUUUCCACGGCAACCGGUCUCCUCUCGCCGACCAGAGCUUAAAGGGCAUGGUUAUUGGACUGUCUUUGUCUCAGACGCUGGACGACUUGGCUCUUCUUUACCUCGCUACUCUACAAGCUAUUGCUCUUGGCACCAGACACAUCCUGGAUGCAAUGCGAGAAGCAGGACAUGACAUCACUGCCUUGUUCCUGUGUGGAGGGCUCAGUAAGAACUCUCUGUUCGUGCAGAUGCACGCCAACGUUACAGGUUUGCCGAUCGUCCUGCCUGCAGAGAGAGAGGCUGUGUUGGUGGGUGCUGCAGUUCUGGGGGCCUGCGCCUCACGGGACUACACCUCCAUUCAGGAAGCUAUGGAGAAAAUGGCCAAAAUAGGAAAAGUGGUUCGACCUAACCUCAAGCUCGAGAGCAAAACUGCCCACUGUUCUUCAGAAAAAUCCUCCAGCUCCUGCACAUUGUUUGCUUUUCCAGCAUCUUCUGCAUAUUUGACUCCUUUCCAACAGCAGCUAUAUGAUGCUGAGAUCCAUCUUUUCACACUGAGGACAACCGAGAGACUCGAACACAACUAUUACAAAAGCUUUUACAGGAAGAAGUACGCCGUGUUCCUGCGGCUGUUCGCCCAUCAGAGAGAGUACGCAGCGCUGAUGAGCGACUGCCCCAAUGACGUGUUCUCUCCUCUCAGGAAGUGAAAGUCUGGCCUGGUGAACAGACAGCUACGGUUUCCUCUGUGGGCAUCGGAUGUGUGGCUGUGCUGCUUCUGGUGCUGCUCGAUUCUUCUCUCGAACACGAAACCCUUACGUGUUAGAAACCCGAAUUUGUAUCGUGAUGACGGUCAGAUUAUGAUGUUUGAUAAUCGGUGAAGAUGUUCAGUGAAAUCCUGCAAGCUCAGCUCUCAGCUUGGUGAAUAAUGCUGACGGAAGCAGAGAGAUGUGUGUGUUGUGUGGUGUGUGCGUGUGUGUGUGUGUGUGUGUGUCUAAACUGACAGGCUCAAAGCCACAAAGCCAUCCAGUAUUCUGUAGAGGCCUGCAUGAAUCCCCCAAAAGCUGAGUGAGCGAUCUGUUUCAAACACAGUGAUGGAAACUUUGAGCAAUGACACAACACCAUGCACAUCUUCACUCACUUCCCUACAGAGCGCUGAUCCACACACACAUCCUCUCAGGAGCGUAUUUUUAAUUUUAUUUUAAUUCGUUUUAUUUAAUUUUUUGCUUGACCUAACAACACUACUUUGUAAUUACUACAUUUUUGUUUGUUUCCGAAGUCAUCCUGAAGAACAGAAGUUCUCAUUUAUACUGCUUUACACAUGCACUACUUAAGAUUUAAGUACAGUAAUAAUUAAAAUGUAUAUGAGUAUGUUUUAAUACUGACUGAUAUUUAAAGAUGCAUACAGAAAUGUAAAAAAGAGAAUCAAGCGUUUGUAAUAAUUAAAACGAGAACAUAAGAGCAA